GACAAAUUGUGUUAGAGAAUGAGAACUAGAAUGGAAUUCGACCAGCUUGUUCAGAGCAGCAGAUAUUUCUUGUCUAUGCGUGAUUGUGUAUGCAUAAAGGCUUUUGGAAGGGCUUGAUAUUCUCAUCUAUUAAGUUUAGAAAGUCUCCCAUGGAUCGUACUAGCAUUCCCCUAGUCCUACUCUUCACCCUCGCUUCAGUCACCCCCAUCAUGGGGUGUUUCUGUGACCACUACCCGUGGAGUUCGUGGACCUUCUGUACCAAAACCUGUAACUCUGGAACCCAACAACGCACAAGGGCUGUGCGCUUUGAUGAGCACUGGAUAAGAAAUAAUUGUUUGCAGCUGUGUCAGACACAAGAGAGCAGAGAGUGCAAUGUAGAGACUUGUCCAAUAAACUGCCAACUGAGUGAAUUUGGACCCUGGUCUGAGUGCUCACCUUGUGCCAAAAAAUCUUUCAGGACCAGGUCUUUACUGACACCAGCUCAGUUUGGAGGGGUGGACUGUAGUGAAUCUCUGGCAGAGGAUAGACCUUGUCACCCCUCUAAGGGAUGCAGGAUUGAGCCUGUAAAUUGUAAAGAGCAGUUCACUUGCGACAGUGGAAGAUGUAUAAACUCUACUUUGGAGUGCAACACGCAGAACGACUGUGGUGACAACUCUGAUGAGAGGGAUUGUGGGGAGUUGAAGAAAGUGUGUGCACAGGACAAAUUUCAUCCCAUUUAUGGAGCCGAUCUGAUUGGUCAUGGGUUUGAUGCCAUGGCAGAGCAGAUGAGGGGUGCUGUUCUGGACAGCACAUUUAUGGGAGAGCAUUGCACAGUACAAAGACAAGGACCCAACAGGAAGAUCUUUCGGGUCCCUGCCAACGUUGAGAAGUUUGACAUCAAGGUUGAAUAUAUUGAGGACAUUAAAGAAAGUGACAUUAAAUCUGAAAAAAUCACAUUGACCGAAGAACUACAGACAGAUAAGACAUUGCAACAUAUAUCAAGUUCUGGUAAUAUUUUCGCACUUUUCCUGGCUAUGUCGUUUACGUCAAAGAGAGGUACUUUCAAGGACGUAACCAAAGCAGCUCAAGAGAAGGACUCUGAGUUUUACAGGGUACAUCAGGUUGUUGCCACAUCAACAUUCAAAACAAAGUCCUCUGACCUCUAUUUGUCAGAUCCGUUCCUUCAGUUUCUUAACAGUCUGCCAUUAGAUUACAACUAUGUCCUUUACAGAGAGAUCUUUCAAAGGUUUGGGACACAUUAUUUCAGCUCUGGGACAUUAGGGGGGAGGUAUGACCUCCUUUUCCAAUACAAUCGAGAAGAACUAAAAACGUACGGACUCUCGGAAGAGGAAAAAAAACGAUGCUUUGGUCAUGAUUCUACCCUCAUUACCUUUUUUUAUAAUAGAGAAUCAAGCAGUAACACCUGUGGGACAACGACGAUGAAAACAGAAUACGAAGGGUCAAUUGUAAAAGCGUCAGAGAAGACUUUUACAUCAGUGCAAGGAGGUAAAUCUGAGUAUUCCGCAAAACUGGCAUGGGAAAGGAAAGAAGUAGCACCAGAAAGUAAAACUUACAAGAACUGGAUUCAGUCUACAAUAGAAAAUCCAACUGUUAUAGAUUUUGAGCUGUUGCCUUUAGUGAAUCUGGUGCGUGGCAUUCCUUGUGCUAAGACGAAGAGAUUGCAUCUUCAUAGGGCACUGAUGGAGUAUCUGACCGAAUUUGAUUCCUGCAAGUGUGAACCCUGCCCUAACAAUGCACGGCCAGCUCUCAGUGGGACUGAGUGUGUUUGCAUUUGUCAGACAGGGACUUACGGAGCAAACUGUGAGAAACGAGCCCCAGACUACAAAAAAGAGGCUGUUGAUGGCAGAUGGACAUGCUGGACUCCCUGGAGUCUCUGUGACGCCUCCUUAAAGAGACAUCGUACACGUACCUGUUUCAACCCUCCACCUCAGAGAGGGGGAAAACCCUGCCAAGGCUCUGAGAAACAGGUGGAGGAGUGUACCAUCUCUAUUUUCCAAAAGCAAGAUGUGUGUAUGAAUGAUGAUGAAUUUGUGAAUGAAGGCGACAGCGAGAGCAAGUUGCCCCCUGGAGUCUCAGGUUGUCCAAAACCCAAAGCACCUGCUAACAGCCACCUGAGGAUUAACAAACGCGUGUACGAUUAUGGAGAUCAUGAGGAGGUUGUUUGCUUCACUGGUUAUAAGUUGGAUGGAUACCAGCUCAUUCACUGUCUCCAAGAUGGUUCCUGGGAGAAACCAAAGGGAAGGUGCAUUAAAUACGUUUGCCCAAAACCCGCAGUGCCUGGUGGCAUGAAGCUGACCCCAGACCAGCCAGAGUACAAAGUGGGAAUUGUUUUUAUGCUCUCAUGUUCAGAGAGUGGUAUGAGUCCUUCGGGUCAACAGUAUUACACUUGUGGAAACAGUCUCUCCUGGGAACCAAGCAUUUCAAAGGACAUACAGUGCAAGAUUGAUAAGCCUUUUGUUCCAGACAGCAACUGCAAACGUGGAGAGAUUCAUGAUGGCACUACAUGUAUCUGCAUGUCUAAAGAACAAUGCGGAAAUUACAGGGAAGACUUGUGCAUUUUUGACGCUUCGAAAGAGGCUGCCAUUAUGAUGUCCUCCUGUGUUUUUCACGCUGGCCGUUGUCGUGGAGACCCAUUAUACUUUAUGAAUAAUGGGCCGUGCAAAACUGACUCAUUCAGCCUAGACUGGGCCAAAUUCAGGGCCCGUGUUUCUGAGCAGAGCUCAGUCCAGGAGCCCUGUGGAGCGGACACCUGUUACGAGUGGGAGACCUGUUCAGUAUCAAAUAAGUGUGAGUGCAAACUUCCGAAAGAUUGCUCAAAGGAUGGAAAACAUGUCUACUGCCUGAAACUCCUGAGGACACAGAGCACACGGAGCAUGAAUUUAUGUUUCAUGGCUGCUUUGAAGUGCAACAAGAUGGAAUUUGAAAUUCUGAAUGAAGGUCCUUGCCCGAGUUCUUAAUUGUUAACAAAGCCUUUUGGACAAUUUUAUAAAAUCAAAAUGCUAACAGAAUGCUAAAUGAUUUGUAUAGACAACUCGAUAUUGUUUUUAAUCACUGACAGCAUGUUAUACAGUCAUUUUAUUAUUCCUUAUGUACCAAUGUUUUAUUACUGUAGAAGUGCACAAUAAAAAUGUUAUCUGACUAUCA
Molecule: messenger RNA, 3144 nt
Organism: Triplophysa dalaica
Lineage: Eukaryota; Metazoa; Chordata; Actinopteri; Cypriniformes; Nemacheilidae
Gene: c6.2
Product: complement component 6
Exons: 18
Coding region: 90-2957 (955 amino acids)
Biological process (GO): immune response
Cellular component (GO): membrane attack complex
Molecular function (GO): protein binding
Source: RefSeq, a predicted model, not a curated record